Messenger RNA from Myotis lucifugus (little brown bat), 2429 nucleotides. RefSeq names its product Rac family small GTPase 1 (gene RAC1). NCBI's taxonomy places the organism in Eukaryota, Metazoa, Chordata, Mammalia, Chiroptera, Vespertilionidae. The transcript is spliced from 8 exons. Bases 485 to 970 code for a protein of 161 amino acids. Gene Ontology annotation, biological process: cortical cytoskeleton organization; small GTPase-mediated signal transduction; regulation of cell shape. Gene Ontology annotation, molecular function: protein kinase binding; GTPase activity; GTP binding. Gene Ontology annotation, cellular component: cell cortex; dendritic spine; cytoskeleton. The record is from RefSeq and is a predicted model, not a curated record.
UUUUUCUCUCUCUCUCUAGAGCUGUAGGUAAAACUUGCCUGCUGAUCAGUUAUACUACCAAUGCAUUUCCCGGAGAAUAUAUCCCCACUGUAACCCCUCUGCACGCUGGUUGCGGGCAUGGAUGAUCAAGACUUGACUCAGCCCCAGCCUGCACGGCAGGUCUGCGGAGGCACAGCCCCAGCCCCAGCCCCAGCCCUGCCGUGUGCCGUCUUGUCAAGACUUUGACAACUAUUCUGCCAAUGUUAUGGUAGAUGGAAAACCGGUGAAUCUGGGCUUAUGGGACACUGCUGGACAAGAAGAUUAUGACAGAUUACGUCCCCUCUCCUAUCCGCAGACAUCCCCAGGAGUCCCUGUGUCACAGUGAAGAUCUGGCGUCACGUCAAGUUCCUGGGAGGACAGAUCUUCACAAAUAGCCACAGAUGAAAGCAGGGGCUGACGGAAACUUUAAUGGUCUCUUCAAACUGGAAAUGAGAGCUCGAAUGAGAUGGAAGGAAAAUCAUUCCCUCUCCGCCGUCUGGGGAGUGCCAGGCUGUGUGUGGCUGGAAGAGCGAGUCUUCCCGUUGGAGAAACGUACGGUAAGGAUAUAACCUCCAGGGGCAAAGACAAGCCGAUUGCCGACGUCUUCUUAAUUUGCUUCUCUCUUGUGAGUCCUGCUUCAUUUGAGAAUGUUCGUGCAAAGUGGUACCCUGAAGUUCGACACCAUUGUCCCAACACUCCCAUCAUCCUGGUGGGGACCAAGCUUGAUCUUAGGGAUGAUAAAGACACGAUUGAGAAACUGAAGGAGAAGAAGCUGACACCCAUCACCUACCCGCAGGGUUUAGCCAUGGCCAAGGAGAUCGGUGCUGUAAAAUACCUGGAGUGCUCAGCGCUCACACAGCGAGGCCUCAAGACAGUGUUCGAUGAAGCCAUCCGAGCCGUUCUCUGCCCGCCGCCCGUCAAGAAGAGGAAGAGAAAAUGCCUGCUGUUGUAAAUGUCCGGGCCUCGCCCUGGCCCUGGCCCUGGCCCUGCGAACCUUUGUAUGCUUUGCUCAAAAAACGAUGGAGCCUUCGCACUCAAUGCCAAGUUUUUGUUACAAAUUAGCUUUUCCAUAAAACCAUUUUGAACCAAUCAGUAAUUUUUAGGUUUUAUUUAAACAAAUAAGUGUAAGGAUUCAAACUUUCACAUUCUAUUAAAAUUUAGCCCUAAAAUGACAAGCUUUCUUAAAGCCUUAUUUUUCAAAAGCCCCUAUUUUUGCUCAGAUAAAGAGUUGCCAAAAUUCCUUGUGAACUAAGUUGCAUUGUUGUGCUAAGAACACUAAGCACUAAACUGUUCAAAGGCCUUUGUCUUGGAGAAGACUAGCUUCUGAAGUUAGGGAAGGCAGGCACUUGCUAAUGAGUUUCACACGCAGCAGCCUCCUUUACGAAAUGUUGCCAUUCAUAAUUUAUCAACCCACGUCCCUUACCUAACAUUGUACUGUAUAUCAACUCAACUCUUCGGAUUGAUCUUUAUUUCGUAGUGAGAUUUUUAAAAAUUAGUAUAUUAGCUUUUGCUGGAUCGUGAACAGAACCCUUCCUCACGUGUUCCUCUGAUGAAGUAUUCUGCUCUCACGGGCACACUGGGGUGGAGUGUAGGGAACACUUGAUGUGAUCAAAGGAUGAAGACAGUAUUUGACAAAAUAUGAAGUGGAGAUUAAUUUACACUACAUUGUACACGUAACAAACUGAAUAAGUGUCUGGGUAAGAUUUGAAAAAGGUUAGUUUCUGUCAAAUGCAGUUGAUGGUGAAAGUUGGUAUUAAUCAGUAAGUGUUUUCUUAAGAUUUUACUUUUUCUUAAACCUGUAAUCCCUCCCACAAUUGGGCAUUUAAUUCAUCUUGGAACUGGUCAUUCCCAUAGUUGCUAACUUAGUGCUUUUCUUAUAGACCCCCUUCUCAAUGAGCAAUAUGCCUCCUUGUAUAAAAUCUUUCUUGAUAAUGCAUUAGUUUUUCUGUAGGUUAGUCAAAGUGCGUUCCUGUUUUCACAUUCUUUUAUUCAAAGCUAAUAAGUGCUUUCCUUAGUUUUCUAGAAACUAGAUGUAAAAAUCACGUGUUGCAUCUCUACAGUUUUUUAAGUAUUUUAGAUAUUCUUAAACUAUGAGCCUUCUUACCACCACUGUCUUGCCAGACCCCAGCACUGUACCUUGGCCGCGGCUGGCCCCUCCGCCUCCCUGUGUGGACACGCUUCCUGUUGCUCUAACCAUGUUCCUUUGGGUGGGAGGUUGUGACCUUGUGCUUGUGCUAACGACGUUCUGUAUAGCUUACCCACUGGCAAGAACACAAAUUGGACCUUUCAACCACUAGAACAACAUUUUUUAAAUUGACAUUUGCAGACUUGUGGAGUGUUUUUACAUUGAUCUUUGCUAAUGCGGUUAGCAGUAUGUUUGCAUGUAUGACUUAAUAAAUCCUUGAAUCCUA